AUGGAUGCGGGUGCCAGCAUUGAUGCGUUGGAUCCACAGGGAGCGCAUGUCUCGCUUCUUGGUGCGGCGAUCCCGGUAGGAAUACUGCAAGGCCUUCUCCACCCUCUCUCUGGCAAUCCUUAUGCAAUUCUUGGCCCUUCCCCUGAAGCCCUUGGCUAA
Prunus armeniaca (apricot) is the source of this 159-nucleotide messenger RNA. The record is from the annotation of a GenBank genome assembly. NCBI's taxonomy places the organism in Eukaryota, Viridiplantae, Streptophyta, Magnoliopsida, Rosales, Rosaceae.